Molecule: messenger RNA, 327 nt
Organism: Staurois parvus
Lineage: Eukaryota; Metazoa; Chordata; Amphibia; Anura; Ranidae
Source: the annotation of a GenBank genome assembly
AUGUCCCCCCUGCAGCCAUGUCCUCCGGCUGAUGCCAGCAUCCAUCUUUCGGGUUCCGUUCCUGCGAGCGUUGGGACGUACGGGGGACGGAACCGGCGGGAAAUUCAAAAAUUAAAAUCACAUAGUAAAACAUCACUGUAUCAAAUCAUUUCACAUACAUUUUGUCCCUACUGCUUUGUCCUGUGCCCAGCCUGCAUUUUUACUGUUCUUUCUGCCUGGAAACUGAGAAACAUCCAUGGCGUCCAAAAAAGCGUCACUUUAAGUCAAAAGCGGUUUUAGACCGGCUAGAGAACAGCGAUAGUAAAUUAGAACCACUUGCAGAAUUGA